CGAGUGGAGAGUUAAUGAUUUGGGCGCUGAUUUAAAUGCGGGCCCGUGAGGAGACUCGCCACAGAACCACGACCCGACUCCGGCCAUGUCUCAGUACAUUACACUGCUGCUCAACCAUCCUGUUGUGAUCGUCGCCAUUCUGGUCUCUGGCAUCGGUGGGACGUUCCAGUAUGGAUUCUGCGUGUCCGUGAUGAAUUCUCCUUCUGUGUUCAUCAAGGAGCUGGUGAACAGGACGUGCGUGCAGCGCUACGGCGUCUCCCUGGAGCCGUGGCAGAUCUCGCUCAUCUGGUCCUUCACGCUCUCCAUCUUCUGCGUGGGCGGCCUGCUGGGGUCGCUGGCCGCCGGGCCGCUGCUCUCCAGAUGCGGCAGGAAAAGGUGCUUUCUCUUCAACAAUUUUGUUGCUGUGCUCGGAUCCGUGUUGAUGGUGCUCAGCCAAAAGGCCGUGUCCUUUGAGAUGAUCAUGGCGGGACGAUUCCUCUACGGCCUGAAUGCAGGAGUGGGCCUCUCGUCCCAUUCCAUAUAUCUGGUUGAAUGUGCGCCCAAGAGGCUGCGCGGCAUGGUGGGCGUGAGCAUCGCCACCUUCGUCUCCGUGGGCAAGUUCAGCGGUCAGCUGCUGGGGAUCAGCGAGCUCCUCGGCACCGAGCGGGGCUGGCCCUGGCUGCUCGGCUUCAACGGCCUGGCCGCGCUCCUCCAGCUCGCCACGCUGCCCUUCCUGCCAGAGUCUCCCAGCUUCCUGCUCCUGGAGCGAGGAGACGAGCCGGCGUGCGAGGACGCUUUGAAGAGGCUGUGGGGCAACAGGAACUACAGCAAGGAGAUUGGGGAGAUGCUGAAGGAGAAAGCGGCCCAGCAGAGCGCUGGCAGCUGCUCGGUGAUGGAGACGAUCCGAAACAGAUCCGUGCGCUGGCAGGUCGUCACCAUCACCGUCGCCUUCGUGGCCCUGCAGCUCUGUGGCAUCAACGCAGUGUACUUUUAUUCUUUUGAUGUGUUUCGUGCAGCAGGAAUCCACGAAAGCCAGUUACGCUACGCCGCCGUGGGGACGGGCCUGUGUGAGUCCCUCACCUCUCUGGCUUGUUUCAUGAUUGUUGAGAGCACGGGGAAAAAGGUCCUGCUUCACAGAGGAUACGAGGCCAUGUCUGCAGCGCUGGUCCUCCUCAUCGUCACUCUGUACCUGCAGACGUUUGUUUCUUGGAUGCCCUACUGCAGCAUGGUCCUCAUUUUCCUAUUCAUAGUCUUCUUCUGCAGUGGACCAGCUGGAGCAACCGCUAGUCUUCCAGGGGAACUCUUCACUCAGUCAUUUAAAGCCGCUGCAUUUACCAUUUCCUCUUUUCUUAACUGGACUGGACUCUUCCUGUUGGGGAUGCUCUUCCCUGUUGUGGUGGAGGAAAUUUCCUACUUUUGCUUCCUCAUCUUCCUGUUCUUCUGCGCCGCCUGCGCUCUGUUUGUGAGGUUCAACGUCCCAGAGACCAAGAACUUGACGGCACUGGAGAUCGCCACCGAGUUUGAGAAGAUCCACUGUAAACCUGCAGAAUCGCAGAUGAAACAUUUUACAGCGGAAAAACUAAAUGAAAUCAAAACAGAGACCAAAUUCUGAGUGUUUGCCAAAUUUAGAUACAUCAGCGAAACCUGUUUCAAUUCAAUCCUCGUUGAUGAUCAUCUCAUAUUUACCUUUUUCUGUCUUUUUUGAGUCAUGACUACUUUUGUGUGUAAAGCGAACAUUAGUUGAAAUGUAAAAUGUCUUUAUUCAGAUAGGCAGAAAUCAGAAUGUGUGCGUUCAUCUGAAGAAUUGAUGCGUCCCAGUAGAGCAGUUGUGGACAUUUAGACUGGAAGCUUCACGCAGCCUUUUUCUGCCUAGUAGCUUUUCAUGUCUUAUUUUGUACACUGUAACAAGAACAAAGUAUUAUUUAUGUUGAGUAUUUGCAGAAAUAAAAAAAAUGUAUAUGUUUCUUGCCAUGGUUUAUGAUC
Messenger RNA from Betta splendens (Siamese fighting fish), 1962 nucleotides. RefSeq names its product solute carrier family 2 member 11, like (gene slc2a11l). Gene Ontology annotation, biological process: monosaccharide transmembrane transport. The transcript is spliced from 12 exons. Gene Ontology annotation, cellular component: membrane. Gene Ontology annotation, molecular function: hexose transmembrane transporter activity. Lineage: Eukaryota; Metazoa; Chordata; Actinopteri; Anabantiformes; Osphronemidae. Bases 86 to 1591 code for a protein of 501 amino acids. The record is from RefSeq and is a predicted model, not a curated record.